Cicer arietinum (chickpea) is the source of this 2605-nucleotide messenger RNA. RefSeq lists its product as uncharacterized. Gene Ontology annotation, cellular component: chromatin; histone deacetylase complex. The record is from RefSeq and is a predicted model, not a curated record. Lineage: Eukaryota; Viridiplantae; Streptophyta; Magnoliopsida; Fabales; Fabaceae. Gene Ontology annotation, molecular function: transcription corepressor activity; protein binding. Gene Ontology annotation, biological process: negative regulation of transcription by RNA polymerase II.
UCGAUUCAACGAAACGGGAGAAUAAAGUUAUCACUUUUAUUUCCUACUAAUAAUUCUUGUUUGAUCUGAACUUGACUCUUUUACUCAUACUUGGGCACAAAAGAGAGAAGAACCUUAGUGAAGUGACUGAGAAUAUGAAGCUCGUCGAUAUGAUGACGGCAAAGCCUCGGGUGCAAAACAGUAGGUCGAUUUAAAUCCUUCCAGGAAGCGUGUGAUAGAUCAAUCGGUGGCAAAUCGGAAAAUGUUUCCGUUUCAGAUCGGAAAGGCACGUCUCAAGAACAAAAUUAGGGGAUACAAUUUUUCAGCGAGUUUACCGGAGGAAGGACGGUGGAGGCAGUGGAGCAGCAAUUGAUAAGUGCUCAUACAAGAAUCUCUCUCCAAAAUCUACGAACAAAUUAGUUUGGAUUAGACUCAAUCGUAUUUAAAUUUAUUCACAAUCAAAUAGAUUUGAUUUUUUUUAAGCUAUUUGAUUCGGAUCCUAAAAUAGGAACAUUGUUAUUUUAUCAACUCUGCAAUAGGGUUCAACACAACAAAACAAAGCACAAGCUCUCUUCAAUUUAGCUCUGCCAAUGAAACUCCACUUUGCAAAUCCAAUGGGUUCCGGUGAUCACUCGAGUGCAGUAGCAAUAGCAUACGUCAAUGCAGUAAGAGAUGUAUUUCAAGAUAAGAAAGAAAAUUUUGACGAAUUUUUAAAACUCGUAAGUGAUUUUGCGGCUAAAAGAAUUGAUGUGAGAGGUGUCAAAGCUAGGGUGAAUCAGUUGUUUAAAGGGCAUAAAGAUUUGAUUUUGGGAUUCAACAUAUUCAUGCCUACGGAAUAUGAAAUCUCACUUCCAUUGGAUGAUAAUGAUGAACAAGAAGGUUAUGGAUUAGCGUUUAUAAAUGCAAAAGCGCAUGGAUUAGUGUUUAAAGAUGCAAAAGCGUACAUCGAUGCAGUCAGAGUUGCGUUUGAAGAUAGGAGGGAAAAGUAUGCUGAAUUUUUAGAAGUCCUAAGUGAUUACAAAGCUGAAAGAAUUGAUAUACAAGGCGUCAAAGCAAGACUGGUGGAGUUGUUUAAAGGUCAUGAAGAUUUAAUUUUGGGAUUCAAUACCUUCUUUACAAAGGAAUAUGAAACCUCACUUCCAUUAGAUGAUGACGAACAAAAAGGUGAUGAAUUAGCGUUUAAAGAUGCAACAGCGUAUGUCGAUGCAGUUAAAGUCGUGUUUAAAGAUAAAAGCAAAGAGUAUAAUGAAUUUUUAAAAGUCGUGUCGGAUUACCGUGCCGAAAGAAUUGAUUUAAGAGGUGUGAAAGCAAGAGUGGAGUAUCUGUUUAAAGGCCAUAAAGAUUUAAUUUUGGGAUUCAACAUCUUCCUGCCAAAGGAAUAUCAAAUCACACUUCCAUUUGAGUUUGAGACUGGGGAAGAUGUGAAGAAUGUAGCAAAAAACUGUGAACUUCCUUGGGAUGUGCUUGAUAUCAUUUCCAAAAGAAUUGAUUUUGACGACCUUUUUCAAUUUGCUUGUGUGUGCAAGAAUUGGAGGGCAUUUCAUAAAAUUUAUUGGAGAAAUUUCUUGGCAUUCCAAGAACCAUUAAUUGUUCAAAAGUCUUCCCAUGUUAAGAAAUGUUUUUCCUUCAUCAGCAUACCUGACCAAAAAGUUUAUCACUCAAAGAAAAUCAAUUAUUUCUGGCACUUUGCCUAUUCUGGGUCUUCUAGUGGAUAUCUGAUCAUGACAGGGAAAAAUAAUUCAUUUUUGCUAAUGAAUCCAUUUACAAGAAGAAAGAUGGUAAUCAAUACCUCAGCCUUUAAAGUUAAUGUUUCUGAUUUUGCUUACCGUGUCUUACUUGCUUUUGGCAAAGACUCUGAGGAUUUUGUCUUAGUGGCUUUAUGUAAAAGUUCUGAAAGUUUACAUGUUUAUCAAUCUCGGAAUUUUGGUUGGGUUACUUAUACAACAAUGGAAAAUCCAUGGAAGGUUGUUGACUUUGUUGUUUUGCAUAAUACUAUAUAUGUUGUGACUGACAAGGCCAACAUAGGGGUACUCAGCUUGAAUUCUGCAAAUAUAAAAUUUUUAGAAUUGAAGAGUACUCCGAGGGUAACUUCUUCUUCACACCUAAGGUUGGUUAGUUGUGAUGAACAACUUUUAGUGAUUCAUAUUACGUCCGGGGCAGUAUUGAAUGUGUACAAGAUAGACUUUUCAACUAUGGAUUAUGUCAAGUUAGAAACUUUAGGUGACAUUGCAUUAUUUUAUACUUCGGGAGAAAACUACUGUGCAUUGAGCAACCCAAGCAGGUGGGGUUAUGAAAGCAACUCUUUGUAUGCGAUCAAUCUUUCAUCUACAAAAUGCAGUGUGUAUCUAGGGGAUGACAACAAGCUACCAAAAUGCAUUAGACCCGAUAGACUUCAAAAUCCUCCUAGAACAGGACCCUACUUGUUGGAUUGGUGUUUUAGACAUCUACACUAUGAGGUAGAUUAUUCUCUAGUUGAGUAACUUGAAAGGUACUAUGAGGUACUAGAUUAUUUUCUAGCAGAUUAUUCACUAUCAAGUACACUUGAGUAGUUUGUAUGUUGCAAAUUGUUUACGACAUAUUUUAUAUUGUUUCCUUUAACUAUGCUUAAUUUAUACUUUAUUUUUUA